AUGGGAGAUCAACAACCAGAGCAAGAGCCUACUAUCAAGGAACAUUGCAUCCCGAACAUCAAUGACUUACCUAUCCAUGAAUUGGGUGGUGGUGGCCGACCAUUUGGGAUCGAUACUUCAAGACUAAGGAUCUUGCAGAGUUCACCUUUCACUACCAAGGAUGAUGCUAAUCUUUAUCUACAAGCAUUUACGCAACUAAGCAACACCUUCGACGUGGAUGGAGUUACUCAAAAUCAACUAAGGACAAGGUUGUUCCCUUACUCUCUACUUGGAAGAGCGCUUCAAUGGUUUUACUCUCUACCGGUGGCAACAAUUCAGAAUUGGGAUAAGUUGAUGAAGGCUUUCUUAAUUGAACAUUAUUCGCCAACCAAGACUCAGAAUCCCAGAAGUAGGAUACCUACUUUUGCUCAAUAUACUUCCGAGACGAUUGCUGAAGCUCAUGAGCAUUUCAAUGACUACAUCCGCGCAAUUUCACACUAUAAGUACCCGAAGGAGGACCUAGUCCAGAAGUUCUAUCAAGGGCUGACACCAGCAUCAAGGGCAAUUAUCGACACAUCGGCUGGAGGAUCAAUUAUAGACCUCACCCCAACUCAAGAUUUCAAGUUAUAUAAGAAGGUUGUGGACAACGAUGCAUGGGCAUCAUCUGGGUGCCUAUUCCAAGAUCAACCUACUAGAAAUACACAAGGAGUGUUGCAGGUGGAGCGUGAUCAAUUACUCAAAAAAAAGAUGGACUCGCUGAUGAGGAGACUAGAGAAGAUGGAGAUAAAGGAAGCUCAAGCUAUAGACCUGAAGGUAGUAGAAGCAAGAUCAACAUAUGAAGAGUGUGGCGACUAUGGCCAUAUUAGGAAGAACUGUUCAGAGGAAGCAAAGUUGCUAGACUACAUGAAGAAGGGAGAGUGGUUUCCACCAUCCAACUAUCAGUAUGGACAGAAUAGACCUCAAUUCAAUGUAAGCUCAUUUAUUCAGAACAUAGUGUCUCUACGCAUUCAGCUGAAGGAGUUCAUGGAGGAGCAAGGCAAGAUCAACAAAGACACUAUCACUAAGUUCAAGGCUACGGGCAAGAUUAUGGAAAAUACUAACAGCAAAGUGACAGAGGUCGGAAGUUCAACCCACCAAGUGAUGAACAUGAUGAAGAUGCUAGAGACUAAAGUUACAUAG
Messenger RNA from Setaria italica (foxtail millet), 1158 nucleotides. RefSeq lists its product as uncharacterized. The record is from RefSeq and is a predicted model, not a curated record. NCBI's taxonomy places the organism in Eukaryota, Viridiplantae, Streptophyta, Magnoliopsida, Poales, Poaceae. The transcript has a single exon. The coding region runs from base 1 to 1158 and encodes 385 amino acids.